Didymosphaeria variabile is the source of this 1278-nucleotide messenger RNA. It is a transcript of the gene SER1, whose product is annotated as Phosphoserine transaminase. The record is from RefSeq and is a predicted model, not a curated record. Gene Ontology annotation, cellular component: cytoplasm. Lineage: Eukaryota; Fungi; Ascomycota; Dothideomycetes; Pleosporales; Didymosphaeriaceae. Gene Ontology annotation, molecular function: O-phospho-L-serine:2-oxoglutarate transaminase activity; pyridoxal phosphate binding. Gene Ontology annotation, biological process: L-serine biosynthetic process. Bases 1 to 1278 code for a protein of 425 amino acids. The transcript is spliced from 2 exons.
AUGGUCAACCGUUCAGACGUGAACUACUUCGGUGCGGGGCCUGCACCCCUCCCCACCACGGUGCUGGAGCAGGCAUCCCAGGUGCUUCUGAACUACAGGGACAAAGGUAUCGGCCUCUGCGAGAUUUCCCACCGGUCGCCCGAAGCGAACGAGAUUCUGGCCGAUGCGAAGCAGGCCCUCACUACGCUGCUCGAUAUUCCCGACGAUUAUGAGAUCCUCUUCCUCCAGAGCGGCGGCAGCGGCGAGUUCAGUGCGACCGUGUACAACCUCGUCGCGAUAUGGGUCGAGAAGAAGCGCGCAAAGAUUGCCGCAGAGGUCGGUGACGAUCAAGAAGAGGUGCUCAAGCGGCUGCGAAAGGUCGUCGACGAGGAGCUGAAGCUCGACUAUUUGGUCACCGGCUCGUGGUCGCUCAAGGCCUCGCAGGAAGCUGCACGUUUGAUCGGCGCGCAACACGUCAACGUCGCCACGGAUGCACGAAAGGCCAACGGUGGAAAGUUUGGCGUGAUCCCGCCCGAAGACCAGUGGAGCCUCACACCUCGAACGUCGGGUGGUGGGCCAGCCCUAGCAUACUUCUGCGACAACGAGACGGUCGAUGGCGUGGAAUUCCCCGCCUUUCCGAAGAGCCUCGAAGGUGACGAUGCCCCUCUGGUCUGCGCAGACAUGUCCUCCAACUUCAUCUCGCGGAAGGUCGACGUGCGAAAGUAUGCCGUCAUCUUCGGCGGCGCCCAGAAGAACAUCGGCAACACGGGUAUUGCCAUUGUGAUAAUUCGCAAGUCCUUGCUCCCGCCUCACUCCACACCGGCCUCGCCCGAUCUGUUGAGGCAGCUCAACCUGUCUGUGGGUCCCAUCGUGCUUGACUAUCCCACCAUUGCCAAGAACAAUUCCCUCUACAACACACUACCCAUCUUUGAUGUGUGGGUCGCUGGCCAGGUCAUGUCCGGCCUCGUCAACACGUAUGGCACGAAGCGCAUCGGAGGUCAACAAGAGAUCUCGGAUGAGAAGGCCCGCCUGAUCUAUGACACUCUUGACAAAUACUCGGAUGUUUACCGGGUAGUACCGGACAAGACGGUCCGCAGUAGAAUGAACAUCUGCUUCAGGGUCCACGGUGGAGACGCUGACAAGGAAAAAGCAUUCCUUGCAGGUGCUGAGAAGUUGGGUCUGCUUGGACUCAAGGGCCACCGCAGUGUGGGAGGUAUCCGGGCAAGCAAUUACAAUGCCGUGUCAUUAGACGGCACGAAGAAGUUGGUAGCUUAUCUUGAAGACUUCACGAAGUCAUGA